Messenger RNA from Myripristis murdjan (pinecone soldierfish), 2288 nucleotides. Its product is annotated as cyclic nucleotide-gated channel cone photoreceptor subunit alpha-like. Gene Ontology annotation, biological process: monoatomic cation transmembrane transport. NCBI's taxonomy places the organism in Eukaryota, Metazoa, Chordata, Actinopteri, Holocentriformes, Holocentridae. Gene Ontology annotation, cellular component: plasma membrane; intracellular cyclic nucleotide activated cation channel complex. Gene Ontology annotation, molecular function: cGMP binding; intracellularly cAMP-activated cation channel activity; intracellularly cGMP-activated cation channel activity. The record is from RefSeq and is a predicted model, not a curated record. The transcript has 4 exons. Bases 119 to 1600 code for a protein of 493 amino acids.
CAAGAAAGACGACAAGAAGAAAGACGAGCCUCCAAAGGAGGUGUGGAUCUUGGACCCUGCCACUGACACUUACUACUACUGGCUGAGCACAAUUUCCAUCCCAGUGUUCUACAACUUGAUGUUGCUGGUGACAAGGUCUUGUUUCAAUGAACUGCAGUACACAAACACAACAACAUGGAUGGUUCUUGACUACAUCUCAGAUGCCCUUUAUUAUGUAGACACCUUCGUGAGGGCCAGGACAGGUUUUCUGGAGCAAGGACUGCUUGUGAAAGAUGCAAAGGUCCUGAAAGAAAACUACAUGAAGACAACACAGUUCAAAUUAGACAUAAUAUCAAUGAUUCCCACUGAUAUUGUCUUCCUCAAAAUUGGUAUCGACAACCCAGAGUGGAGGUUCAACCGUCUCUUCAAACUGGGCCGCCUCUUUGAGUUUUUUGACCGAACCGAAACUCGGACGAACUUCCCCAACAUCUUCCGAAUCGCUAACCUUGUGCUUUAUAUCAUCAUCAUCAUCCACUGGAAUGCUUGCCUCUAUUUCGCCGUCUCCAAAGUCCUUGGCUUCGGCUCGGAUACCUGGGUGUAUCCAGACAUUAGGGACCCUGUGAACGGACGCCUGGCCAGACAGUAUAUCUAUUGCUUUUACUGGUCCACACUCACACUGACCACCAUUGGAGAGACACCACCCCCCAUCCAAGAUGUCGAAUACCUGUUUGUGGUUUGUGACUUCCUCACUGGCGUCCUGAUCUUUGCUACCAUCGUGGGAAACGUCGGUGCUAUGAUCUCCAACAUGAAUGCUGCUCGUGCAGAGUUCCAGGCCAAGAUUGACUCCAUCAAGCAGUACAUGCAGUUUCGUAAAGUCACCAAAGACCUGGAGGUGAGGGUGGUGAAGUGGUUUGACUACCUCUGGACAGAGGAAAAAACAUGCGAUGAGAAACAGGUGCUGAGGAACCUGCCGGACAAGCUGAAGGCUGAGAUCGCCAUCAAUGUCCAUCUGGAGACAUUGAGCAAAGUACGCAUCUUUCAGGACUGUGAGGCAGGUUUGCUUGUUGAGCUGGUCCUAAAGCUUCAGCCGCAGGUCUUCAGUCCUGGUGACUACAUCUGUAAGAAGGGUGACAUUGGCAGGGAAAUGUAUAUCAUCAAAGAAGGAAAGCUGGCUGUGGUAGCAGACGAUGGGGUCACCCAGUUUGUCGUCCUCAGCGAUGGGGCAUACUUUGGGGAAAUCAGCAUCCUCGGUAUCAAGGGCAGUAAGGCGGGCAACCGAAGAACCGCCAAUAUCCGAAGUGUUGGCUACUCUGAUCUCUUCGCCCUGUCCAAGGAUGAUCUAAUGGAGGCACUAAUUGAGUACCCUGAUGCUAAAAAGGCCCUGGAGGAGAAGGGAAGGGCGAUCCUGAUGAAAGACAAUCUCAUAGACGAGUCAGCCGCCAACGCUAGCUCUGAUGCCAAAGACAUGGAGGUUAAGGUCGAUCAGUUGCAAGCGAACUUAGACGUCAUGUUGCUCAAACUCAGCAAGGUGACAGAACAAUAUGAAUCCCACCAACGUAAAAUCAAGCAGCGCCUCAGCAAUAUGGAGAAUCAGGUCCGAACCCUCAGAGUGGAUGGCUGAUCUGGGGUGUUGCAGGAUGAUGUUUGAAAUAGUCUGGCAGUAUUACUCUAGCAGGUGAUGCUCCAUAGCUCAACGGGUAGAUUAUGGCACCAGCACCACCAGGGGAAGGGACCCUUCCUUCUGAGGCCAACCCUGGUACUAUGAGGUGCUUUGGGUACCAGUGUGACCCAAACGGCAUCUGACCGACAGCUGGACAGACAAGGACAUUGGGGUGUUUCUCCCAGUCAUCAUCCCUUAUAUAUAACAUAGUAUGGUAGCCUUGAGAGGUGACUAUCUGCAUACACAUCUAUGCACUGUGGUAGGUGUAACAGCAUCCGGCAAUGCUGCAUUACUGCCAAUAUUUAUGUAAAGGAGUCUUGAGGAAAUUUAGAUUUGGAAAUUAUUUUAAGCUAAACCAAGAACUGGACUUUGUUUUUUUCUAAACACAGUUGCCAAGGUCUGAUGUCAGCUGCAAUUUUUUGACAAUUUGCAAGAUGGAAUUCACUAUUAAUCCAUUUUCCUCCCAUUCAUCAAUAUAGUGAAUGCAUUUGAUGGCCACAAUUGUAAUGUAAUUUAUUGUCUUCUAGUGCAGCAUUUGCAGCAUCAUAUGAUCAUCUUUUCAAAUGCAAUGUGUUUUUGGGAUUUCUUAAAAGAGUAGUCUGAUUUCGUCAAGCACCGCUGUCAAAAAGUUAAGAUAUUGUUUGCAGUU